Molecule: messenger RNA, 219 nt
Organism: Echinococcus granulosus
Lineage: Eukaryota; Metazoa; Platyhelminthes; Cestoda; Cyclophyllidea; Taeniidae
Exons: 2
Coding region: 1-219 (72 amino acids)
Source: RefSeq, a predicted model, not a curated record
AUGAGUCGUGCCCUCGUAACUGUCGUCUUCGCCGUGCUCUUCGUAGUUUCGAUUGCUGUUCCCGCCUCGGAAGCGGUAGUCCUCUGCGAAGACGACUUUCCGGCUGAUUAUUGUGAAGACUUUUGCAAUCAGGCGGUCUCCCGUGAGGACUACAUGGCGGCGCAGAAGAAACGUGAAAUCGACCCCAUCAUCUACUCGGCUAGAUUCUCCAACUUUUAA